Hibiscus syriacus is the source of this 524-nucleotide messenger RNA. RefSeq lists its product as uncharacterized. The record is from RefSeq and is a predicted model, not a curated record. Bases 9 to 491 code for a protein of 160 amino acids. NCBI's taxonomy places the organism in Eukaryota, Viridiplantae, Streptophyta, Magnoliopsida, Malvales, Malvaceae. The transcript has 3 exons.
CUUUUCCGAUGAAGAGUUUUCAACUUCAGCGAACACCGUUAAAUUACUUCUCACCGUUAAAUUACUUCUCACCAUGGUUUCCGAUUUUACCUCCAAUGCUUCUGUCUUGCCCUUCCAAGAAGAAGAGAACAAAUAGUUUGGCGAAAUUGAAGCAGUCGAAGUUCAAUGCUAGGCGUGAACAAUGGCUAUCUCAAGUAAAGAACAAGGACUGCAGGGUGGAUUUGAAUGGGAGCGCUGGGUCUCCUCCAUUGUCUACAAAGAGAGCUGAUGAGCGAAACAAAUCAUUACGGAAUUUGGAAACAAAUUUGAGGGAAGACGAAAGUGAAGACAUGAGCAUCCAUGACAGUGAUGCGGGAUCAUUGAACUUCUCCAUUCAAACUGAUCUGGGUAAUAAUGACUCAAAGGGAGCUAUUGGUGUGCAUGGUUGCAGUGGCAGUAGCAGUGGUUCUUGUUCUGAAGUGUCAGCGAGGAAGAUAAGGAUGGGUGCCUAGGCAAUUGGGAGGAUGUUGCAGAUGCCUUGAGUG